AUGAAGCGUAAACGAGAAUCCACAAGCUUUGACGUCUCACCCUACGCUAGACCUCCUAGUACUCUCACACCCUCAACAGAACUAAUCUUUUCCAUCCUCGAAUGUGAAGAUCCAAAAGAUAAACUCCAAGACUCUCUGAUUCGCAUCCAUGGCGUCACGGAAGCCGGUGAUUCAUUGAUCUUACUGGUCCGUGAUUUUCGCCAAUCACUGUAUUAUCCCAUCACUCAAGCAUUUACAGCAGACGACUAUGUUGCGUUUGAAGCAGGGUUGCGGCAAAAUCUCAAACAACCGGUUGCAGCACUCUCAUUUGAGUUGUGUACAAGAGAACCACUCGACUAUUUCCGCAAAGAUGCACAAAAGUAUACACGCUUCUUGAAGAUCAUCCUAGAACGACCUAGCGAUGCGAGUCAGAUUGCAAUUAUCCUUGGCAAAGCGGACGAAUUGCCUGGCUUGCUCAAUUUGUUUCAACAAGGGAAACUCUAUUCAGCACAAGUCUAUGAAACGGGUGUUUCCUUUGACUUACGAUUCAUGUGUGACUUGGGAUUGACGGGUUGUGGAUGGGUCAAGAUUCCCGCUGGCAAGUAUAGUCUGCUCGAGCCUACUGUACCUUAUGAACGUGCUUCUCUCACGGCAGAAGCAUCGUACAGAGAUAUUGAAGCAUUGUCGCCGAGUCCGAGUAAGCAUGAUGAAGCCAAGACUGCUGCUUGGAGUAAACUCCCACCGCUUCGUUGUCUCUUAUGCAGUUGUCUCGUCUUGCCAAAUGGCACGAGCAACAAGUCUGCACCUGUGACACCCACGAAGAAGAAGACAAAACUCAUUCUGACAUAUGGCAAAGAUGCACUGGAUGUGGGUCUCCUUGAAUCCACUAAAUCAGCGCAAGUCCAUAUCCUCGAGUCGGAAACUGCCAUGAUUGCCGCAUUUCGAGAAUUAUUCCUGGCGUAUGACCCGGAUGUCCUGAGCGGGUACGAUGUCACGGCAGAUGCCAUUCCUGCUAUUCUCCAACGAGGUGUGGAUCUUGGCUUGAAGGACGUUGUUCACCUUUCUCGACUCAGCCAUGUCUCACUCAAAACGAAACGUCGUCAGUUGUAUUCUGGCGCUUGGCUGAAAAAGGAACGCAAGAUGAGUGCUGUGUCGAAUCGAGAACACACAGAACUCGGGUGUACCGGUCGACUUGUGCUCGAUCUGCGGAGUGUCAUUGAACGAGAAGAACGACUACGCACCUAUUCUCUCAAUGAAGCAUCUAGUGUUUUGGCUGGUCGAACGUUGGAAAAGCUUUCGACUACAACCCUUGCUCGUCUGUGGCGAGAUGAUAGCGAUGCAGACGAGCAAUGCCGCGUGCUUGGCUAUGCCUUACUCGAAGGCGAAGCUGCAUUGUGUUUACUCAGGACACAAGCAAGUCUCAUCACCUACGUCGAGCUCGCACGUGUGACUGGCCUCAACUUUGUGGAUGUGGUUGAGAAGGGCCAAAUGAAGCGGUUCUGGAGUUGCCUUCAUCGUUUUUGUAAAGAACUCGAUGUUGUUGUGCCUGAACGCAAUAGAUCAGGCGAUCAGAUGACUCAAUCUGCCCUCAAUUGGAUGCCAGAAGUCGCUUAUGAUACUCAGCACCCUGUUGCAGUGCUCGACUUUCGCUCGCUUUACCCGAGUAUUCUGAUUGCACGCAACUUGUGUUUUUCAACAGAAGUCAUGCCUGGUGCACCAGCAGCUGCUUCUGGCCUCACCCAGGAUGACACAUGGGUCGGCUUUGGUGGUGCGACCUUUGUCAAUGCAGAAACAAAACGCGGCAUCGUGCCACGCAUCCUAGAACACUUUCUCGCGGAACGUGGACGUGUCAAGAAACUCAUGGCACAGUCUACGACGGAUGCGACGCUACAUCGUGUAUUGGACGGUCGUCAAAAAGCCAUCAAAGUCGUGGCGAAUGCAGUAUACGGGGCGAUGGGCGCACGAGAUGCCAAGGUACAGAAUCUUGCCAUUGCUGAUGCCACUAUCAGUGAAGGAGCCCGACUCUUGGCACAUGCAAAGGAAGAGAUCGAGAAGCGCUAUGCAGCACGGCAAGUCCGUGUCGUCUAUGGCGAUACCGAUUCAGUCUUCCUGCAGGUCCCAGGCGCGACUGUCGAUGAGGCCAUUCAGCUUGGCAAGCAAAUCAGUGAAGAAGUGUCCCAGAUCUGGCCUGAGCCUAUACAGCUUGAAUUUGAGAAAGUUCUCUUUCCCUCACUACUACAGAAUCGUAAGCGCUACGCAGGACUUAUCUGGACAAAGCCAGACGAGCCUGAUGGCGUGGAUGUCAAGGGCAUAGAAGUAAAUCGGCGAGACGCAGUGCCCUUGCUCGACACCAUCCUCGGUGACAUCUUUAAACUUCUCUUCCCAGCAAAGAACAAUGCUCAUGACCAAAAGAUCACGGCAGCAGACAGACAAAGCAUCGUCACUCAAGUCAAGCAGUCUGUGAGCGCAGUCGUGAGCCAGAUAUUGGACGGCAAACUCGAUGUAUCACAGUUUGUCAUGACCAAGGGACUAUGGCUAGGCACAGAUGCAUCCGACUAUUCUGGCAAGCAGGCGCACAUUUCUGUCAUUGAGAAGAUGCGUGCACGUCAGCCUUCUCGAAUCUUUCGAGAUGGCGAACGAAUUCGAUACUGCUUUGUUCAGGGAGCUCCAAAAGCGCCAGGCUAUGAAAAGGCCGAGGAUCCGGUUUAUGUGAUGGAAAAAGGCUUGCUACUGGAUUAUGCUUAUUACCUUGCACACACAGUGCAUAAUCCUGUGCUGCGAAUACUCGAACUCAUGAUGCCAGUCAAGGAGGCUGAAAGCCUGCUCAAAGGAGCUGGAAGCACGACGAAGCAAAAAGUGGCCGUCAAGGGUACAGGCGUCAUGGGAGCCUUUCUCAAAGCUGGCAAGAAGCAGUUGGCCAAGUGUGCUAUAUGUGGUCAAGACUGUCCACCUAGCAGAAAGCUCUGCACAACGCAUGCAAAGGACGCUUUGGGCAUCAUCGCAACGAAGAAGGAGGAAGCACUUGCAGUUGCCACCACGCGAGACGAUCUGCUCAAGAUUUGUCGAGCUUGUCAGGAGAGCGAGCGUGAAGUGUUGUGUGUCAAUUUAGACUGCCAAAUCUACUUUGGACGGGUCAAGGCAGGAGAGCAGGCGAGUGCAUUGAAGGAGGCCGUCGUUCACCUUGCAGAGGCAGAACAGGUUGAUCUGAGCUGGUAG
Molecule: messenger RNA, 3195 nt
Organism: Protomyces lactucae-debilis
Lineage: Eukaryota; Fungi; Ascomycota; Taphrinomycetes; Taphrinales; Protomycetaceae
Product: DNA polymerase family B-domain-containing protein
Exons: 2
Coding region: 1-3195 (1064 amino acids)
Biological process (GO): nucleotide-excision repair, DNA gap filling; DNA replication proofreading; DNA-templated DNA replication
Cellular component (GO): delta DNA polymerase complex
Molecular function (GO): DNA-directed DNA polymerase activity; 3'-5'-DNA exonuclease activity; nucleotide binding
Source: RefSeq, a predicted model, not a curated record